Microthlaspi erraticum is the source of this 1134-nucleotide messenger RNA. The record is from the annotation of a GenBank genome assembly. Lineage: Eukaryota; Viridiplantae; Streptophyta; Magnoliopsida; Brassicales; Brassicaceae.
AUGGCCGAUGGUGAGGACAUUCAGCCACUCGUCUGUGACAAUGGAACCGGAAUGGUGAAGGCUGGUUUUGCUGGUGACGAUGCUCCGAGGGCGGUGUUCCCAAGUAUUGUUGGUCGUCCAAGGCACACUGGUGUCAUGGUUGGGAUGGGACAGAAAGAUGCUUACGUUGGUGAUGAAGCUCAGUCCAAAAGAGGUAUUCUCACUUUGAAGUAUCCAAUCGAGCAUGGUAUUGUAAGCAACUGGGAUGACAUGGAGAAGAUCUGGCAUCACACUUUCUACAACGAGCUCCGUGUAGCCCCCGAGGAGCACCCAGUUCUUCUCACAGAGGCUCCUCUUAACCCUAAAGCCAACAGGGAGAAGAUGACUCAGAUCAUGUUCGAGACUUUCAAUGUCCCUGCCAUGUAUGUUGCCAUUCAGGCCGUUCUUUCUCUGUACGCCAGUGGUCGUACUACCGGUAUUGUGCUUGACUCUGGUGAUGGUGUGUCUCACACUGUGCCAAUCUACGAGGGAUACGCUCUUCCUCAUGCUAUCCUCCGUCUCGAUCUUGCCGGACGUGAUCUCACAGAUUCUCUAAUGAAGAUCCUCACAGAGAGAGGUUACAUGUUCACCACAACGGCAGAGCGAGAAAUUGUCCGUGACAUUAAAGAGAAGCUCGCGUACGUCGCUCUCGACUACGAGCAAGAGCUGGAGACGGCUAAGAGCAGUUCCUCAGUGGAGAAGAACUACGAGCUACCUGAUGGACAAGUCAUCACCAUCGGAGCUGAGAGAUUCCGUUGCCCUGAGGUUCUGUUCCAGCCGUCGCUCAUCGGAAUGGAAGCACCUGGAAUCCACGAGACGACUUACAACUCCAUCAUGAAGUGUGAUGUCGAUAUCAGGAAGGAUCUCUACGGAAACAUCGUCCUCAGUGGUGGCUCAACCAUGUUCCCAGGUAUCGCUGACCGUAUGAGCAAAGAGAUCACAGCGCUCGCACCUAGCAGCAUGAAGAUCAAGGUGGUUGCACCGCCUGAGAGGAAGUACAGUGUCUGGAUCGGAGGAUCUAUCCUCGCCUCCCUCAGCACCUUCCAACAGAUGUGGAUUUCGAAGGGAGAGUACGACGAGUCGGGUCCAUCGAUUGUUCACAGGAAAUGCUUCUAA